CUGCUGCUCCAUGCGGCCUCCACAGGCAGCGGCCCGAGAGGCCAAAAAGGCAUCGCUUGGGGUCAGUGUACCGAGUUCAACUCCUCCGAACCCAUCCAGUGCGCAAACCUGACGGUGCCGCUCGACUACACACUUCCCAACUCCAGCGAGACGAUCGAGCUUCAACUGCUCCGUAUUCCCGCCGUACGUCAGCCUUCCAAGGGGAGUAUCUUGUUCAACUUUGGCGGGCCGGGCGUGGAGGGACGAGAUACAAUGGCCCGCGAUGGGGCAUGGUACCGGAACUCGACCAGCGAAUACCAUGACCUCGUCACGUUUGACCCUCGCGGCACCGGUAACACCCUCUUCUUCAGCUGCUUCGAAGAUAACAACGAAAGAAACUCAUACAUAUCGGGCUACUUCGGAUCCUGGUCUUUCCUUUCAACACAUCAAUACACGAACUCGUCCGACACGAACCCCGGGAGGCUCUGGGCUUCGGCGAAGCUCUUUGUCGAUAAGUGCUACGAGAAGAAUAAGGCACGCGGGGGGGUCUACGGCACGGCCUUCGUCGUACGGGACAUGCUUCAGAUUGUGGAUGCUUUGGAUGAAGAUGGUCUCCUGAGAUACUGGGGUGCCUCUUACGGAACUCUUCUGGGUCAAACAGCAGCCGCCAUGUUUCCAGAGAGAAUCGACAAGAUGGUGCUUGAAGCAAACAUCAACGGCCAUGAAUACUACAACACCUUUGACGAAGAACAAUCUACCGACGCAGACAAGGCCUUUAGCGCAAUAUUUCAAUGGUGUAUCGCAAACCCGUAUACCUGCGCCCUCGCAGAGCGCAAUAUGACGGCCGCCCAGCUCGAAGAAGCCGCGUACGCUCUUAUCGAUGAGCUCAACUCCCAACCCAUCCCCUUCGGAACGAUCCUCAUAGACUACAACAUGGUCAAGUCGGCCAUCAGUUCAGCCCUUGGCAACCCCAAUUCCUGGCGAUCAGUCACCGGCCAAUUGAACGCCCUCAUGGAUCAGAACUACGACAGCUUCAUUGAUAUAUUGAGUUCUGGAUACUGGUUUAUCAAUCCGUUGAUCGACCCGUUAACCGACUCGUUAAUCGACUCAGACUCGAGCUCGAACUCGAGCUCGAAGUCCGACGCGCUGAAAGCUAUUGCGUGCGGCGACAAGAUUGCCCGGGUGUCUUCCCUCGACGACUUCCUGCCGAUCAUGGCGACGCAGAUGGGGAAGAGCCGAAUUCUUGGUGAUGGUCCGAUCAUGCUCGAGAUGAUGUGCGCGCAGUGGAGGUUGAAUGCGAAAGAGAGGUAUUCGGGCGACUUUGGCGUGAAGACGAGGAGCCCGAUCUUAUUUAUCGGGACUACGGCUGAUGCAAUUACGCCGCUUGUUUCGGCGAGGAACAUGAGUGCUGCCUUUGAGGGGAGCGUUGUGCUUCAUGUCAAUGAUUAUGGGCAUGGUUUAGUGAGCACGUCAACUUGUGCGAACAAGGUGACGGCGGAUUAUCUUGUGAAUGGGACGCUGCCUGAGAAUGAAACGUUUUGCGAGUUAGAUGAGCCCAUCGUGCUGGAGGCUAGUGGUGAUGGCAGCUAA
Messenger RNA from Colletotrichum karsti, 1569 nucleotides. RefSeq names its product nedd8-like protein. The transcript has 6 exons. NCBI's taxonomy places the organism in Eukaryota, Fungi, Ascomycota, Sordariomycetes, Glomerellales, Glomerellaceae. The record is from RefSeq and is a predicted model, not a curated record.